Xenia sp. Carnegie-2017 is the source of this 4318-nucleotide messenger RNA. RefSeq lists its product as uncharacterized. The record is from RefSeq and is a predicted model, not a curated record. NCBI's taxonomy places the organism in Eukaryota, Metazoa, Cnidaria, Anthozoa, Malacalcyonacea, Xeniidae. The coding region runs from base 216 to 2633 and encodes 805 amino acids. The transcript has 10 exons.
UGUCUCAGUUCAGUGCUUUUAUGGCUAAACAAAUAUAAUUCGUGUGGCUUCUUCGUUUAAAACACUUCCUUAGAUUUAGAAACAUUUUGGAUUUUACAUUAUCAAAUUACAGGCCAGCCCUCUAAGCCUCGAAUAAAGUUGAAAAGGUCAUUUGGAUGAAUUGUUAAUGAAGUAAUAAACUCCCUCUUAUCGCGAUAGGAACAACUAACAAAGCAAUGGCUGCAGAAAACGACGCUACCGAGUUGGAAUUUGAAAUGAAAGGAUCGAAGCACGCUCGUGGCUUGUCUGAGACGAAACUGACUGGAGAUUUAAAAGAAAAAACUUUCGCUUUUCGGAGUUUAAAGAAAAAUCUGCGACUCCUUAUUUCUGUUUCCGUUGCUGUUAUCUUGUUUAUAAUCUGCAUAGUGCUCAUGGCUUUAUUGGUGACAAAAUCUGCGAAGGAUGUUUCAAAUUCAGAUAAUGAAGAUUCAACUAAGAGCAUAUACGUUUAUUCUGAUGAAGCUCAACGCAUCAAAUUACAAAAUUUCUUACAAAGGGUUCAAGAUACAUAUUUCAAGUAUAAUUCACACACGCUUACUUGGGAACCUCAGAUACGAACCGACGAACUGAAACGCAGACAUUUACCAUUCAACGCAACUCCAGAAUAUCUUAAGGAAAAAACGGAUGCUGCAUUAAAACUUUUAGAUGAAAUCAACGCAAAAAACAUCGAUGAAAAUAAAAUAACCCCUCGCGAAGUUAAAGCUUUGGAGCAGGUAAAGCACUUUCUGAAAUCGAUUUUUGGUGCUCCUUACGGCGAAAACUUUUACAAUGCAGAUUGGAUGAUGGGUCCAGACCAUUUUUGUUGGCAAGCAAUCUGUUCAAUUCCUUACCACAUCAACUCUUACGGAAGCCGUGUUACACCACAAAGUUUUGAAGAUGCUGAGAAAAUUAUAGAGAAAAUUUUAUCGAACAGGCAUUCAAUUAUGCAAUUCAAAUCAAACAUGCAGCUAGGCGUUCGAACAGGAAUGGUUCGCUCAAAAGUUACCUGUAUCUCUGGUGUUAACUCGUUCAAACAGAUGUUUAAGAAAAUUUUGAGUGAAAAUAACGCCAGAGAAGUGGUGAACGAGUGGUUUGUUAAUGUCUACGUUCAAGACGAGUUCAGUAAAGAUUUGUCGUUGAAAGAUCGAGAGAAAUGGAUGGUAACGUACAAGAAAAAUUUUAGCCAAUCCGUUAAAGAAAGUUUAAUCGAAGGAAUUGGCAAGCCUGUAGUCGAUCUUGUUAAGUACAUGGAAAAUGUACAUCUACGACAUUGCCUUCCAUUAAAUCAUGCCAGUGGUCUUGCCAAUCUUCCAGUGAAGUACAUAUAUGUCGAUGGAAAGAGAACAGAUAAUCGCACUACCAGGAGACUUCCUAUCACGAACACGAUUAUUGAUGGAAAGAAAUCGUACAAAAAUAUUUUGGCUUUUUUUACUACGAGUGACAUUACUCCUGAAAGAGUAAACGAAAUCGGUCAUGAACGAUUGAAUGUCCUCUAUCCUCAGGUUGUAGAAAUCGCUAAAAAUGUCACUGGACUGUCAGAUGAAACCGCCGCCAUAACAGCUUUUCGUAAGAUACUAGCAAAUCAAACGUCAUAUUAUAACAAGGAGCCUUUUCCUGAGAUCGAAUCAAAUGCUACCGCCCACAAGCGCUGUACAGACAUGGAAAGUGCUCGAAUGUUUUGUCCGGAACGCUACAAAUCAUUAAAAGUUUGGAUGGCGUCAUGUCGAGAGAUCAUGAGCAUGCUUGCACCAAAAAUCAUCAAUUUAUUUUAUCAUACCGGUGAAUGGAUAACAGUACCUAACUGUCCUAUUGAAAUGGAGCCUACUUUUAAUCCUUCAUCUGGAGCCCAGUACUUUCAGCGCUCUACAAAGGCGUGUACAUUUCCAACAAAGUUUGGUCUACCUUUCUUUCUUGAAAAUCAUGGUCCUCGGUUUUCGGAGUGGUCCGUAACUGCGCAUGAGGCUUGGCCUGGACACCACACUCAAGUGCAAAGUCAUAUAGAAUAUUUCAAAGACCCUUAUGGUGGUCUGCCGAAAUGGUUGGACGAUAGAACCUAUUACACAUUCUUCAGCGAAGGCUGGGGUUUGUAUUCGGAAAACCCCGUCAUUUCCGAGGACACCGACACCUACAAAGAAGAACCAAUGCAGAAAUUUGGCAUGCUAAAAUGGCAGAUAUGGAGAGCUCUACGUUUGAUUGUUGAUACUGGAUUACAUUAUCGUGGAAUGAAUAGAAGCAAAGCCUUAUGGUACUUCGCCCACUAUGCCUGGGACGAGACAGACCUUGCGCAAAAGGAGAUAAGUCGGUACCAGGGUCUUCCCGGACAAGCUACAGCGUACAUGUUGGGUCAACAGAAACUCGUUGAGCUUAGAAACUAUGCAAAGAAACAACUAAACGAUACAUUCAAGAUUCAAGAGUUUCAUUAUCAGGUUUUGUGUCAAGGUUCUGCGCCUGAGGCCUAUCUUAACAAACACAUUGAGAAAUUUGUAAAAUGUAAGCUUGGGAAGCUGACUCGAAAGACAUGUGAUGUUAUCCUAAAGCCACCAAAGAAAAAUAACUCGCCACAGGUUGUCCAUGACUAUUUACCGCCUCGACCACCCAGAACCCAUUAUGUUUAGUAUUUUUACCAUUCAUGUUCAUCAUACAUCAAAUUUUGGCCCCAUAUCUCCCCAAAUUAUGACUUUGCUCCAUUUUAAAAAUGCGAUUUUCACCUUCUCUUUUCCUACUAGAUUUAUACACCCCAGUCAUAAUUUCUUCCCACUUUUAUUUUCCUUGGAUCUUAUUUCCUAAAGAUCAUUGCAUUCACUUGCGCAUGUGUGUCACUCACGUGCCAGGGCCCGUCCACACUAACGCGGAUUCAAAAUUAUACGGAUUCCUUUAAUCAAAAACGCAUCAACUGAUCCGCGUCCACACUGCCUUUUUUUAUGCGCUUCCAAUGGUCUUUACUACCCUUUGAAGGAUGUAAUGAAUGCCUUGCAAAACAUAAUGAACACUUUGCUCAUGCAAAAGACGACUUUUCGGAACAAAAGUUUGUGAAACGAAACUGGUGUCUCCUCGCUCUUUCAACAAAAAUCUUUUCGCCUCACUUAGUCGUAUGUUGUAGCUAUUUCGUUGAAUGCAGCUCUAGAAAAAGCUAUUUCCACAUAACAGUCGGCUGUGUGUAAAACAAGGAAUGGGGAAUCGGGGAAUGGAAUGGAGGAAUGGGAAAACCCGGAAUGAGAAAAGCCGGAAUCUUUGAAACCCGGAAUCAUCAAAGCCGGAAUUUGUAACACCCGGAAUGAGAAAAGCCGGAAUCUGCAAAACCCGGAAUGAGAAAAACCGGAAUCUGUAAAACCCGGAAUGGGAAAAGCUGGAAUCUGUAAAAGCCGGAAUAGGAAAAGCCGGAAUUUGUAAAACCCAGAAUGGGAAAAGCCGGAAUCUGUAAAACCCGAAAUGAGAGAAACUUUGUCAUUUAUAAUAACUGUAGUAUAUACACAACAACGAUAAAUCCAAAUUAUGUUAACCUUUUGAUUCUUCGUGUUGACAUAGAAUAAUGUGUUACAUUAUUUGGAGUCACCAUAUACAAAUUUAUUAUGACCAAAACUUACUGACCACUUCAAAAAAAAACAAAAAAUAAAACAAAUUAGAAUCCCGAGUAAUGUCUUCUAAUCGAGUUUUUUUUAUUUUGUUCUUUCGAUAUUGGAACUAGAGAUUUCACAGUUGACACGCAUCAAUGACAUAUCUUGUAAUUUAACACCUUAAUGACAGAUUAUGAUUAAUGAAGAUAUUCAAAACCUCCUAUUAAAACGUAUGUGAAAAGUAUUUUUCUCUCAAAACUUUCGCUGUAUGCCCAAGGCAUGUAACUUAAACUCUACGAGUAAUCUUGGCUACAUGUAAGUUUACAAAUAACUGUCAAAUCUCUAGUUACAAUAUCCAAUGAACAAUAUUUUAUAUUAUGUUUUGCGUUUGGUUGAUAUCGUUUCAAUUUUUAUGCAGAUCCAACCGUCCAUACUAGCUCAAAACAUAUGUCGUUUUUAUCCACUUUCGACAGCAUUUCCAAACUGAUAUACUGACUCGGUGAAUCCGAUCCGCAUGCUAAUGUGGUCGGAAGGCCUAAGCGUAUCAAAAUGUUUACGGAUUUGACCGAAUCCGUGUUAGUGUGGACGGGCCCUCAGUGAAUCAAGAGCCUAAUAAUAACAAUCAAACUAUCUAUUGUGAGAACGUCUAUAUAAUUUUACCUAUACUUAAAAGAUAUAUAGCUUUUGAACUUAGUACGUAUAAGAAGGUCGAACAUUUUUAACAGAUUUUUAUCGUUUUUUCUGUA